Molecule: messenger RNA, 315 nt
Organism: Trypanosoma grayi
Lineage: Eukaryota; Euglenozoa; Kinetoplastea; Trypanosomatida; Trypanosomatidae
Exons: 1
Source: RefSeq, a predicted model, not a curated record
AUGAAGGACCGCAAACAAAGACGUUUUAUCAAAAGCCAGCGCCACGGAAGCCCCUCUCGACCGCGUAGUGGUACCUCGCCGCACAUCAAAAGUCGAUUUCUUUACAUUCUUUGCUUCGCUAUCGCGCUUCUUGACUCAACAGCCCUCUCCUUCGCAAGCAUGCCGGCAAACGAGAACCACAUAGACAUCAUUGGUGAGAUAACGGGGCAGCAGAGGUCGCCGCUUGUGGUUGUUGUGGGUGGCGGUCUCGCCGGUCAGUCCGCCGCGAUUGAGGCAGCGAACUGCGGUGCACAAGUCAUCCUGCUCGAAAAGGAG